GCAAAGGAAGUGAAGACCUGAAAGUUAGGCUACUUGAGUUCAGUUUUUUUGUCUGAGGCCGCUUGCAAAAGGAUAACUAAACCCAGCAACCUUUCAAACAAAGGUUCCAAAUACAGUUGUCUGCAUGAAGACUGAGAGUGUCGUCCAAACUGUGCCCUUCACCGGUAGAAAACGGAGCCUGCUUGAUGACGCACGGAGGGACCGAGAGAGUGGCUCCUCGGCGUCCCCUGGUCCCUCGCGCGUCGGGGACUGUUGUGUGUUUGAGGAGAAGAACGGGAAAGUUUUGCUCCACGUGCUUUUCGCCCUAAGUAACGAGAAGAAUUCUGGGUUCUUCAAGGCAGGCAAGGUGUUUGAGACCUUCGAAGCAAAACUUCUUCACGUGGAAAGCCGACCCAGAAAGUCUAAGAACAACACAUCGGACCUGGAGUUCCUCAUCAAAUGUGAAAUACACACCUCGGACAUCGACGUCUUCAUCAACUCAUUAAAAAGGGUUGCAGACGAUGUGCGGACAGUCCCUGAGGAAAAAGUGCCCUGGUUUCCAAGAAAAAUACGAGAUUUGGAUAGAUGUAAUCAUUUGGUAACGAAGUUCGAUCCUGAUUUGGAUCAAGAUCACCCCGGUUACAGCGAUAAAGAAUACAGAAAAAGAAGAGCAUUCAUCUCGGAACUAGCAUUUAAUUACAAACAAGGGGAGCCCUUACCCAGGGUAGAAUACACGCCUGAGGAAAUAUCCACAUGGAGGCAGGUGUAUUGCACCCUGACUAACAUUUACCCCACACACGCCUGCCGGCAGUUUCUGGAUGGACUUCAGCAGCUGGAAAAGGAGUGUGGCUACGCGGAGGACAACAUCCCCCAGUUGAGAGAUGUGUCUGCCUUCCUCAAAGAGAAGACAGGCUUCCAACUGCGUCCAGUGGCAGGUCUCCUCUCGGCGCGGGAUUUCCUAGCCAGCCUGGCGUUCCGAGUGUUCCAGUGCACGCAGUACAUCCGACACCCCUCAGCCCCCAUGCACUCCCCAGAACCAGACUGUUGUCAUGAGUUACUCGGCCACAUCCCAAUGCUUGCAGACAAAGAGUUUGCUCAGUUCUCACAGGAAAUUGGUCUGGCAUCACUGGGUGCAUCUGACGAGGACAUUGAGAGACUUUCAACACUGUACUGGUUCACAGUGGAGUUUGGCCUUUGUAAGCAGAGUGGUUCGGUCAAAGCAUACGGAGCGGGAUUACUGUCCUCCUAUGGAGAACUCAUAUAUGCUCUAUCAAAAGAACCCGAAUACAAACCCUUUAACCCAGAGGAAGCUGCAGUCCAGCCUUACCAGGAUGAAACAUACCAGCCCAUAUACUUUGUGUCUGAAAGCUUUGAAGAUGCAAAGGCAAAACUGAGGCAAUUUUCCUCAACGAUCCAGAGGCCGUUCACCAUCCGGUACGACCCGAUCACCAGCAGCCUGGACGUGCUGGACCGGCCUGGAAAGAUCCAGAAGGCGCUGGGUCAGAUGCAGGACGAGCUGAAGACCCUGUGCCAGGCCCUGGAGAGUCUGGGUCAGAGGUGAGCUGGGCCCAGGGAAACCAGAACUCAGAACCCAGUUAAACACCAUUCAGGACCAGAACUCAGAACCCAGUUCAACACCAUUCAGGACCAGAAUGUAGAACACAGAAUCCAGUCCAACACCAUUCAGGAUUAGAACCUAGAACACAGUCCAACACCAUUCAGCCUAUAUUAGCUCAUGCUCACGAGUGCUUGGCCACAAGGAAAUUGAACUGUACACUUCUUUAUUUAUAUUUUUAAAAUUUGACUAAUUUUGUUAGCCUUACCAUGAUUUCGUGUUUCGUGACCUAUACAUUCUUGCAUGAUGUUCAUUGCAGAGCCAUAUAAUAUGAUACUACACUGUAUAUAUAUAUACUGUAAUUCAAAAGUAAAGCUGUUAUUUAUUACAUUUGAUGGUGAUGGUGAUUCUGUAUCAUUUAAUAUUUUAAUGACAUUUGUUUAACUUGUAUGUAAGAACAUGAGGAUGGGUAUUUGUUUGUCAAUUUUUUUUAGUUUGACAAAUUCAAGACAUUAAAUAUUUUCCUCUAAUAUCC
This is a messenger RNA of Alosa alosa (allis shad), 2069 nucleotides long. RefSeq names its product tyrosine hydroxylase 2 (gene th2). The transcript has 12 exons. Gene Ontology annotation, molecular function: tyrosine 3-monooxygenase activity; iron ion binding. Gene Ontology annotation, cellular component: cytoplasm; axon; perikaryon. Gene Ontology annotation, biological process: dopamine biosynthetic process from tyrosine. The record is from RefSeq and is a predicted model, not a curated record. NCBI's taxonomy places the organism in Eukaryota, Metazoa, Chordata, Actinopteri, Clupeiformes, Clupeidae. Bases 125 to 1540 code for a protein of 471 amino acids.